CUCCUAUCUCCAGGAGACAUGAGUCCAUCACACAAUGUUUCCUCCCAAGCAGAAUAGGAUGGAGCCUGUGGAGGACGAUGAGACAGUCAGUGCAGCUAUGUUACCUAUUGGGAGGUCACAGGAGGGAACCACAAACUGGGCUGCAGGGAACCGGUACCAGACAGAGAUAUCAGAACACACCAAUGAUUUCCACACCCUGCGAUCCGACACAAAUGAAUUAAUGUCCCAAUCAGAACUGCAAAUAUCCUACUCAGCAACACUCCCAUUCCAGAACUCCUCUCCGCCAGGAUUUCCAGAUAUUCUCUGGUCACAGAAUGUUCUUGCAGAAUUCUCAAAUCUAGCGGAUUUCACUCAUUCUGAGGCAGCUUCACUGUGCACCCUACUUGGGAACCCAGCGGAUGACGGUUUAAUGAAAGUGAAGCAGUUUCUCAGAGUAUUCCAGAGCCAGCCUGCAGCUUAUCUAAAGCUCCGAGAGUUAACACGGCUACUGAAGCACCUGAAGAGACAAGACGUACUUAUGAAAAUACGUGAACAGACAAACCUAAGGCGCUGGCUUGGUCCCGUUUUACCGGAGGAAAUUCGAAUUAAAGACAUGACGGUUUCCCACAGGAUCCAGUUCACAACUGCACUGAGCAUCACGGAUUCUGCCGGUAAUGACUGGAGGCUCCUGGCACACAUGUUGCAUAUCCCACGGACCCACGUGGAACUGUGGCAGGAACGGAGCAAAAACCCAGCGGAGAUGGUGUUGAAAUCCUGGGAGGUAAAAGUGACGGAAGCCACAGUGGGACGGCUCUUUGAUCUAAUGACAGAGAUGAGACGAGAAGACCUGGCUGCCUUGUUAUGAAUGAGUAUCUAUAUUUCAAUCCUGCCAGUUAAACUACAAAUCUAAGAAUCCUUGGGUAGCUCUUAAGGCAGGGAGAGGAUUGUGUGAAUUGGGGUGACAGAAUUUGCUACAUUGCUGUGCUGUCUGAUCAAUACAACAGCAAUAAGUGUUACAAGGGAUAACGUGAACAAUAUAACCAAAAUAAACAGUUCAGAACCAAUAA
Molecule: messenger RNA, 1046 nt
Organism: Pelobates fuscus (common spadefoot toad)
Lineage: Eukaryota; Metazoa; Chordata; Amphibia; Anura; Pelobatidae
Exons: 6
Coding region: 35-844 (269 amino acids)
Biological process (GO): signal transduction
Molecular function (GO): protein binding
Source: RefSeq, a predicted model, not a curated record